UUACGUUGUGGCUAGAGAGAGAGGGCAUAAUGCAAACAAUACGAACGAUCGUGUCUACUCUAGGAGCGACAGGUAAAUGGACACGUCUUAACGUCAUGCGAUCUAUGUCGGCUAUGAGCAGCGUCAAGAAAACGACUCAGUUGAAACGUAUGCUCAACUCUCGUGAUCUUGAAUUUAUCAUGGAAGCUCACAAUGGUCUAAGCGCCAAAAUAGUUGAAGAAUCAGGUUUUAGUGGGAUCUGGGGAAGUGGCUUAUCCGUAUCAGCACAGUUGGGAGUUAGAGACAACAACGAGGCGUCGUGGACUCAGGUAUUAGACGUCCUUGAAUUUAUGAGCGACGCCACAACGAUUCCCAUUCUAUUGGAUGCUGACACGGGCUAUGGCAACUUCAACAAUGCACGUCGGUUGGUGAGAAAGCUUGAGUCGAGAGGAGUGGCCGGAGCAUGCCUCGAAGACAAACUGUUUCCCAAGACUAACUCGCUUCAUGACGGUCGUGCUCAACCACUAGCCGAUGUCGAAGAGUUCUCUCUGAAGAUCAGAGCAUGCAAGGACUAUCAGCUUGAUCCCGACUUUUGCAUUGUUGCCAGAGUCGAAGCUUUCAUUGCAGGAUGGGGACUGGAGGAAGCUCUGAUGCGAGCAACUGCUUACGCUGAUGCUGGUGCCGAUGCCAUUCUAAUGCACAGCAAGAAGUCUGAUCCGAGUGAUAUCAUAGCGUUUAUGGAUGCUUGGAAUAAUAGGGCACCGGUAGUAAUCGUGCCAACGAAAUACUAUACGACACCGACUGAUCUGUUUCGAGAGAAAGGCAUUUCUUUGGUUAUAUGGGCGAAUCACAAUCUUCGGGCAGCAUUACAGGCAAUACAGGAUACAACGAAACAAAUUUACCAGGAUCAGUCUCUUGUCAACGUAGAGAAGAAGAUUGCCACAGUCAAAGAAAUAUUCCGACUUCAGAACGACGAAGAGUUGGUGCAAGCCGAAGACAAGUACCUUCCCAAGAAAUAGUAUUGACAAAUAACGUUAUGUGACACCCGUAACAAUGUUUCUACUUUCGCAGCCUCUCAUACUGAGCUUGAGCUAACUAUUACUUCAAUACUAAUUGAAUUCACUGCAUUACACUGUCCCCUCAAACCACGUAACCUAACAUACCAUACCAAAUUCACUAAAAACCAGUCAACAGUAAAGUAGCUUGCUAGAUCAAACACAAUUUGGCAUUCACAGUCAUUAUAGAUCGUCGUCGUCGUCUGCUGGUAGA
Messenger RNA from Corticium candelabrum, 1248 nucleotides. Its product is annotated as phosphoenolpyruvate phosphomutase-like. The transcript is spliced from 5 exons. NCBI's taxonomy places the organism in Eukaryota, Metazoa, Porifera, Homoscleromorpha, Homosclerophorida, Plakinidae. Bases 30 to 998 code for a protein of 322 amino acids. The record is from RefSeq and is a predicted model, not a curated record. Gene Ontology annotation, molecular function: phosphoenolpyruvate mutase activity.